This is a messenger RNA of Anopheles funestus (African malaria mosquito), 2356 nucleotides long. Its product is annotated as cytoplasmic dynein 2 light intermediate chain 1. The transcript is spliced from 2 exons. Gene Ontology annotation, molecular function: dynein heavy chain binding. The coding region runs from base 480 to 1517 and encodes 345 amino acids. Gene Ontology annotation, cellular component: cytoplasmic dynein complex; ciliary basal body; axoneme. The record is from RefSeq and is a predicted model, not a curated record. Gene Ontology annotation, biological process: intraciliary transport involved in cilium assembly; intraciliary retrograde transport. NCBI's taxonomy places the organism in Eukaryota, Metazoa, Arthropoda, Insecta, Diptera, Culicidae.
UUUUUUUAUUUACUCUGUUCGUUUUUACCAUUCUGGGAUGACCUUAUUCGAAUACAUCUUUGUUACAAUGAUAUUUAAUUUACUUUUACUUUAACAAUGCAAACUGUGAUACUUAUCGCACAUCUUCAUUUAUCUCGUAUCAACACGGAUGUGGAUAAUAUUUAUGAACCGCAAAUAUGGUCCAAAAAUGAGGGUGGCAAAUGUUAAAACCUUCGUUGCAAACUGCCAACGAGAAUGCAAUAUAGAAAAUGGUAAUGCACCUGCCACCUACUUGACCGUUACUAUGGCGAGCCGUUUUUGUUUACCAAACAAUUCGUUGUUCUUAGCAACGUAAAAUGCCACUCCAGUUCCAUUACAAACUCUCAUCACGGUCUGUGAUCGGAUGGUGGUCAUAUUUUAUCAGAAAGCUCUUGGCCACUUUUCGCUUGUUGUUUGUGUUUUGUGUGAAGUCGUUGUAUUUUUAUCAAAAGAGAUAAAACAUGAGUGAACUAAACUCGAUGGAAGUUGAUACGACGGAAACAAUACAGGACAUUGCCGUGAAGUUGGUGACGGAGCAACUGAAAAAUGAAUCCCGGCUUGCUACAUCGCCUACUGAGCGUACGGUCUUCGUGCUUGGAAGCAAAGGAGUUGGCAAAUCAACUCUGAUCAAUAGAUUUUUAGAUCGAGAUGAUGUACCGCGUCCAACCCUGGCUUUGGAAUAUUCGUUCGGUCGCAAAACUGCAUCGGGACAAGGAGCACAGAAGAACAUAUGCAACGUUUGGGAACUGGGAAGUUUGGCUAACUCCAGCCAGCUAAUAGAAAUGCCCCUCCGUUCACAUGGGCUGCAGACGUUCUCUAGCAUAAUUAUGCUGGAUCUUUCGCAACCCGAUCGACUGUGGACCGAUCUGGAAAGUGUACUGAAUGGUUUGAGGCAAGCCACCGGGAAACAUGCCGCUCCUGGACAGAUCGAAGAAAUGAAAUCACUGACCGCCCAACGCAUCGGUAAAGAACAUCCCGAUCUGAGCACUUUAGAAUUGUUUCCCUUUCCAAUCGUUAUCGUCGGUGGUAAGUACGACGUUUAUCAAAAUUUGGACUCGGAAGUACGCAAACAUGUCUGCCGAUGUUUGCGCUCCAUUGCUCACACACUGGGUGCUGCCUUGGUAUACUAUUCCUCGAAAAACUCUUCCCUCUCGAAGCUGGCCAGAGACACGAUGAACCAUUUAGGUUUCGGAAGUCCUUCAAAUCCCUUUCGGUCGGCCGCUUUUGAUCAUUCGUCACCACUGACCAUACCGUUCGGUGCGGACUCUUGGUCACGCAUCGGUGUUACGCCUAGCAAUUCCGAGCGCAUAGGACACAGUUUUAGUACUCAAAUCCCUCAGCUGCCUUUAGCAAACAGUGCCAUUGUGCCGGACGAUCCAGCGAAGGAUGCCGGAUUUAAGGAGGUUACGAUCGACGAACUGCGCUCACAGAAGAAUGAAGAGCUAAUGUACGUGCUGAAGGAUACCGAGAUACGAAUGAAGUUCGAAGUGGUCCAGUAAACUCUACUUCCGCUUGAUAAUUGUGGAACAGCAAACGGAUAGCAUUAGCAAAAUGAAAAUAGAAAACGUUACGCAAUUGAAUCUCAGCAAGGUGAACAACCUUGUCCGUAGCCGACAGAGCGAAGAAAUCAACGACAAAACACAAACCGCAUAAAAAAUAGCCAACCCUUACUGCAGCACACGGGGAGGAUAUGAGUGGCCGAGGAGUAAGUGGUGCGAUCCAUCUAUCGAAAAGGAUGUAAAUAAAAACAGUUCUUUCGUGCAGCCAUAGAAAUGUAAGCGCAUGUGCGACACAUGAUAGGAUCUGGAAGAAUUUCGUGCCACACACGAUAUCGCAUAAAAGGAAUUAUGAAAAUGCCUUAACUACUGCUCCACUACUGAGCGAACUAUAUUACAUCUCUGCCUUACAGCUCAAAUCCGACAAAUUAACUUUAAUAAACAAAUUAUCGUAAAAAUGAAUAUUUAAAAUAAAAAAUAAUAAAAAGUCAAUAAUUUCAAAAAAAUAAUAGUAGUUAACAAAUGUGUUAUGGAGAAAUAAUUAAUCAUGUGAAUCACGUGUUUCGCACACUAAACAUAAAAAGAUCUAGAUCGUAAAAUGGCUUAAUUUCAAACGCACGACGAGAAAAGAGACAUUGGUCUAUACAUAUAUAAAAAAAUUUUUAAAAAAAAUGUGACUGUUAUUACAUUACUAUUUGAUUUACUGCAUAUCGACAUUGCCGCAAGUAAUUGCUAUAAUCAAUUUUUAAUAUGUGAUUUCCUACAAAGCAGCAAAACAAAUGCCCCACUGCAUGUACCAUCUCAACGGAAAUGUGCUUCCUAAAAUUGUAAGUAUUUGCUAG